Molecule: messenger RNA, 1905 nt
Organism: Alnus glutinosa
Lineage: Eukaryota; Viridiplantae; Streptophyta; Magnoliopsida; Fagales; Betulaceae
Product: protein NRT1/ PTR FAMILY 2.13-like
Exons: 4
Coding region: 47-1900 (617 amino acids)
Biological process (GO): transmembrane transport
Cellular component (GO): plasma membrane
Molecular function (GO): transmembrane transporter activity
Source: RefSeq, a predicted model, not a curated record
UUUUAUUUAUAGCUGUGCGAAAAUUGAAGCUGAGCAGAGAAGGGAAAUGGCAGUGCUUGAGGAUAAAAGGAAACAGCCAAGCUCGUAUUGGCUACACUGCAGUGCCAAGUGCUUCCACAUGCCUUCAUGGACAUGUUCAAACCCAUCAUCCUUAGAAAAGGAACAGGAUCAAAGGGAUGUCAAAGUUUCAACCAAAAGAAAGCCUGGUGGUUGGAAGGCUAUGCCCUUCAUCUUGGGAAAUGAAACGUUUGAAAGGAUGGCCACUUUUGGAUUGUUGGCGAACUUUAUGGUGUAUUUGAUGAAAAAGCUCCACUUGGAUCAGGUUUCCGCUUCCAAUAUUAUUAACAUAUGGUCCGGUGUGUCCAAUUUUGCGCCCAUGGUGGGUGCUUUCAUCUCUGAUGCCUAUGUGGGCAAGUUCCGGACUAUUGCCUUUUCAUCCUUCGCAUUACUUCUGGGAAUGGUGACCGUGACUUUGACGGCUUGGAUCCCAGAGCUCCUUCCUCCACCGUGCACCCAACAACGGCUAGACUUGGGUCAAUGCAUAGGUCCUACCAAAGCUCAACUGGGUAUUUUAAUAUUGGGACUAAGCUUUUUGUCCAUAGGCGGUGCCGGAGUUAGGCCAUGCAGCAUUCCGUUCGGUGUGGAUCAAUUUGAUCCGACCACUGACGAAGGGAAAAAGGGAAUCGCCAGCUUCUUUAAUUGGUACUACACCACAUUCACGGUGAUCUUGUUGCUCACUCUAACUGUGGUGGUUUAUAUCCAAGACUCUGUCAGCUGGGUCUUGGGCUUUGGGAUUCCGACUCUCUGCAUGUUCUUCUCAGUUAUCUUAUUCUUCAUUGGAACAAAUAUUUAUGUGCAUGUCAAGCCAGAGGGAAGCCCAUUUUCCGGCAUUGUGCAAGUUCUUGUGGCGGCUUAUAGGAAGCGCCGGAUUGAGCUUCCAGCGGACGGCGAGUUAGAUGGAAAUUUUUAUGAUCCUCCGUUGAAAGGGGUUGUAUUGACAAAGCUUCCUCUCACCGACCAAUUCAGAUUCCUAAAUAAAGCUGCAAUAAUAGAAGAGGGUGAACUAAAGCCGGAUGGUACUCGUUCGGAUCAUUGGAGGCUGUGCAGCAUCCAGCAGGUGGAAGAGUUUAAAUGUAUAGCUAGAAUCAUCCCAAUAUGGGCUGCCGGUAUCAUUAGCCUCACGUCCAUAACACAACAAGGAACAUUUACUGUAUCACAAGCCCUGAAAAUGGACCGCCACCUUGGCCCGAACUUCCAAAUCCCAGCCGGUUCAAUGGGAGUCAUAUCAAUGAUCACAAUCGGACUGUGGCUCCCAUUCUACGACCGCAUCCUCGUACCUGCCCUCCGAAAGAUCACGAAACAUGAAGGCGGGAUCACACUUCUCCAAAGAAUCGGAAUCGGGAUUCUUUUUUCGAUUCUGUCAAUGGUUGUUGCCGGGUUGAUCGAAAGGGUGAGAAGGGCUUCGGCUAUUUUACACCCUCAUCCCCAUGGGGUUGCACCGAUGUCGGUCAUGUGGCUAGCCCCACAACUUAUUCUAAUGGGCUUUUGUGAGGCGUUCAACAUUCUCGGGCAGAUUGAAUUCUUCAACAGGCAGUUUCCUGAGCACAUGACAAGCGUUGGUAAUGCUCUUUUUUCUUGUUCCUUUGCCGGAUCAAGCUACCUGAGUACCUUCUUGGUGAACGUUGUGCACCGUUACACCGGAGGGCAUGGCCGGCCUGAUUGGUUGACAAAGGAUCUCAACGCUGGCAGACUGGAGAAUUUCUACUUUCUCAUAGCAGGGAUGGGGGUCCUGAAUUUAAUAUACUUUUUAUACUGUGCUCAUCGAUAUCGUUACAAGGGCAGCGCUGUACAAAUACAAGACAAUUCCCAUGACGUGGAGCUUCGGUCGAUCAAAGCUUGAAUGUU